UUUUUCAGUGUAUUCAUUUUGAAAUGUUGGUUGCCUAUCCUGUUCUAAUCGUCAUUUAAUUUUAAUUUAACCAAUCAGAGCAAUCCACAUGUUUUGAGAUGGUCGUCGUCAAUUCGUGAGCUAUUCAGCAUUAAUAUAAAACUUUCGUAAUUUAGUAAUUUAUUGUGUGAUAUGUGAGGUGAUUUUUAAUAACAAUGAAAGUGAACUGUUGGCCAAUUUUAACGUUGUUGUUAUUUAUUUCAUUAACUGCCGUUUUAGCCGGUAGAGACUUUUACAAAAUAUUAGGGGUUUCAAAAUCAGCAAGUUUACAUGAAAUCAAAAAGGCAUAUCGUAGGUUAGCCAAAGAACUGCAUCCAGAUAAGAACAAGGAAGAUCCUGAAGCGUCACAGAAAUUUCAAGACUUGGGCGCUGCCUACGAAGUGCUUUCUGAUGAUGAGAAACGAAAAAAGUAUGAUCGGUGUGGCGAAGACUGCCUUCAGCGCGACGGAAUGAUGGACAGCAGUAUGGAUCCUUUUGCUAGCUUUUUUGGAGACUUUGGAUUUCAUUUUGGUGGCGGUGAACAAAAACAUGAAACCCCCAGAGGCGCUGACGUGAUUAUGGACGUAGCCGUCACUUUGGAAGAUUUAUACACCGGAACUUUUAUUGAAAUAACAAGAAAUAAACCUGUGAUGAAAGCAGCUAAAGGUACACGCAAGUGUAAUUGCAGACAAGAAAUGAUUACAAGAAAUUUGGGGCCCGGGAGAUUCCAAAUGAUGCAACAAACAGUUUGUGAUGAAUGUCCUAAUGUUAAACUAGUCAAUGAAGAACGAAUUCUGGAAAUGGAAGUAGAGCCAGGAAUGGUAGAUGGACAGGAAACGCGGUUCACAGCAGAAGGUGAACCUCAUCUUGAUGGGGAUCCUGGUGAUUUAAUACUCAGGAUCAAGACACAACCUCAUCCUAUUUUUGAACGAAGGGGGGAUGAUCUUUAUACUAAUAUAACCAUUAGCCUGCAGGAUGCAUUAGUUGGCUUUACAAUGGAAUUACAACAUUUAGAUGGACACAUGGUUUCAAUAAGUAGAGAUAAGACAACAUGGCCCAAUGCCAGAAUCAGAAAGAAAGGAGAAGGCAUGCCUAAUUAUGACAAUAAUAAUCUGCAUGGUACAUUAUAUAUUACAUUUGAUGUUGAAUUUCCUAAACCAGAGCUUUCUGAGUCUGAUAAAGAAGCUAUAAAGAAGAUUUUAAAUCAAAGCUCAAACAACAAAGUAUACAAUGGACUUAGAGGAUUUUAAUUUAUAAAAUAGUCAUUUUUGUAAAUAAAUUACAAAGACUAGUAAGUGAGGUGUGCUUGUGUGUACAUGUGAGAUAAUUUAUUGCCUGUUUUGUUUUGUGUACAAAACCCAUACCUGUUCACUAGAAAUUUUUUCUACAGAAUUUACUUUUCUUUGUUGAGUUACUUAUGAAUUGUAUAGGACAAUUUUGUAAUAUAUUGUAUUUACCAUU
Zophobas morio is the source of this 1479-nucleotide messenger RNA. RefSeq names its product dnaJ homolog shv (gene shv). Lineage: Eukaryota; Metazoa; Arthropoda; Insecta; Coleoptera; Tenebrionidae. Gene Ontology annotation, cellular component: endoplasmic reticulum. The record is from RefSeq and is a predicted model, not a curated record. Gene Ontology annotation, molecular function: misfolded protein binding. The coding region runs from base 195 to 1268 and encodes 357 amino acids. Gene Ontology annotation, biological process: protein folding; protein maturation. The transcript is spliced from 3 exons.